AUGCAGCAUCUUUCCUUCCACGGCUCUGCCUGCUCCUGGAGGAGUGGAGCUCUCGUGUUGCUUCUUCUCCUCUCUUUGGAGCAGACUUCAGCAUUCUACACCGUCAAAAUCAAACAAAAAGUGGGCGAGUGCCCCGGGAAGCGGUUGGAAUGCAAAGAUACGGUUCCAAGCUCAUGCAUAACAGACUUCAACUGUGAGGCGUAUCUCAAGUGUUGUUCUUUUGCCUGUGGGAAACUGUGCAUGGAUCCUUAUGAAGAACCCUGCAUGUUGCCCCCAGUCACAGGAGACUGCCGUGACAAUCUGAGCCGCUGGUAUUUUGACUUUGAGAAGCAAUACUGCAGGCCCUUUGUGUACAGCGGCUGUCAUGGGAAUGCCAACAAUUUCCUCAGCAAGAAUGACUGCAAGAACUCCUGCACACAGAUUGUGAAGAAGGGACAAUGCCCAUUCUUCCCUUUCCAAGUACGAAUGGAUUGCCCACCCUCCUGCAAGAAUGACAUGGAUUGCCUGGAGAAGGAAAAGUGCUGUGAGUCCAGGUGUGGCUUUGUUUGCUCCAAGGCCUGGCUAGUUAAAACAGGUUUUUGCCCAAGAAAGCCCAUGAUGUGUAUGAAAAUCGACAAGCCCAAGUGCUUGCAGGACAAUGACUGUCCCCUGGAUGAGAAGUGCUGCUCACGCUGUGGACUGAAGUGCUUGGAUCCCAGACACUGA
This is a messenger RNA of Cricetulus griseus (Chinese hamster), 705 nucleotides long. The record is from RefSeq and is a predicted model, not a curated record. Lineage: Eukaryota; Metazoa; Chordata; Mammalia; Rodentia; Cricetidae.